Messenger RNA from Centruroides sculpturatus (bark scorpion), 822 nucleotides. RefSeq lists its product as uncharacterized. NCBI's taxonomy places the organism in Eukaryota, Metazoa, Arthropoda, Arachnida, Scorpiones, Buthidae. The coding region runs from base 1 to 822 and encodes 273 amino acids. The record is from RefSeq and is a predicted model, not a curated record. The transcript has 2 exons.
AUGUCAUCAUCGAAGGAGAUAAGUAUAUUAUCAACAAAAAUUUCUUCAAUGAAACCUUUCAAUGCCAUAAUAGAGGAAGUCAGAGACAGCCUAUCAACUCCUGAAGAGCUACAAAGAUUUCAUUUAGUAACCAGAAAGGAUCCACAUAAUAUUGAAAGUAGUUUCCAAUUGUCAUCGAAUUCUGUAAAACAUCCAAAUGAUUCAAUAAGUGUAGACCUGGAAGCAGCAGUGAUAAAGUUGGUUGAUGAUUCUGACACAACUGAUUUUGGACAAUAUUUGAAAGAAAACUAUAUGAAAACUGCAAAAUAUUGGGCUUAUUGCUACAGACUACAUUGUGGCCUAAAUACAGAUAUGCAUGUAGAGAAUAUGCAUAAGUGCAUUAAACAUAUAUAUUUUCAAGGAAAGAGACUAAAGCAUCUAGAUAAAGCCAUUCAUGCUUUAAUGACUUUUUUAAGAGAUAAGAUGUAUGAUAAAAUCAUUGUCAUGCAUAAAGGAAAAGUAACAAGCAAGCUUUCUGAUCUGAGAAAAAGGCACAAAAUUAGUUUAAGCUUAUGCAAAGAUCUUCUUAUAAAAGAGGAUAACACAUGGAAGAUUCCUUCAUCAAAUGGAUCAGAUAUCUGUACAGUUGCUAUGAUAAAAGAAAAUUGUGAAUGUCAAAUAGUAUGUAAUAAGUGUAAAUCUUGCAUUCAUAUGUACACAUGCAUAUGCAUUGAUUCAGCUAUCAAAUUCAAUAUGUGCAAACACAUUCAUCUUGUUUGCCAGUUGAGAGCUGAAUCAGUUUCAAAACACUGUGAAGGACAGCAGGGAGAACUUCUUAUAUAG